This is a messenger RNA of Punctularia strigosozonata HHB-11173 SS5, 812 nucleotides long. RefSeq names its product Emopamil-binding protein. The record is from RefSeq and is a predicted model, not a curated record. Bases 56 to 694 code for a protein of 212 amino acids. Gene Ontology annotation, molecular function: cholestenol delta-isomerase activity. Gene Ontology annotation, cellular component: endoplasmic reticulum; membrane. Lineage: Eukaryota; Fungi; Basidiomycota; Agaricomycetes; Corticiales; Punctulariaceae. The transcript is spliced from 7 exons. Gene Ontology annotation, biological process: sterol metabolic process.
GCUGGACGUCCAGUACAUGCACUGACCCGUCCCCUGCUGGUCCAUAUCACAUACUAUGCUGGAAACUACCAAGGGUGGCACGAAGCCGUUCUUCACGGCGACCUCAGCGUAUUCUCUGGCCGCUGUAGCCACCAUCGGUAUCCUUGCUCGCACAGGCGCACGGGCCUUUCUGCCUCGCAAUGCUCGCUGGCAGGACCGCUUCACGUUCAUCUGGCUGGCUUUCGACGCCAUGAUCCACUUCAGUUUCGAAGGCUCAUUCUUGUACCUCUCCACGUUCGGCCGACAAGUAAACACAAGCGCAGGUCCAUUUGCCGAGCUAUGGAAGGAAUACGCGGCUGCGGACUUCCGGUGGGGCUUUGCCGAUGAGACUGUCGUUUCAUUGGAGAUAUUGACAGUGCUCGGAGCUGGCCCGCUAUGCUGUUAUAUCCUAUGGCAAUUAGCCAAGGACGAUCCAGCUAGACAUUACUGGAUUGUGGUAUUAAGCACUGCCGAGUUGUACGGUGGCUGGAUGACCUUCUGCCCAGAGUGGCUGACCGGUUCACCGAACCUGGAUACCUCUAAUCCCCUUUACCUUUGGGUAUACCUGUUUUUCAUGAACGUUAUUUGGGUAGUGAUCCCUCUCUGGCUCAUGUACGAUUCAUACGGUCACAUCGCGGCAAGCCUGCGAAGCGCGAAGAAAACCAAGCGAGCAUGAUAAUACCAUGAUUGUUGCAGGAACGAUCUAUUGCUGAGCGAUUUCUGAUACAAACUGUUUGAUGCGUUGCUACUUGCUAUCGAAUCGCAGCGUGUUCAUCGGCGAACAAGAUGAUGAU